AUGCAACAAAGGACGACGACCACGCCAGCUGCUGGUCCGCCACCGACCGCAUCAUCCUCGGGCAAGCAGGUGGUAGAGCUCAACGGGUACGUGAUAAUACUGGUCGAAAGUCGGGAUGGCAAAAUCAAACUUUACGGCAGCCCGGCCGACAAGGACAACCUCGAGGUGGCGGACGAGAUAUUGGACGUUAACGAGCGCAAGCUGGAAGACUCCCCCCGUGCGGAGGUUAUCAAGCACAUACACGAGUGCAUCCAGUCGUGCAUGAUAAAGCUGCGCGUCAAAAGGCGAAGUGAUUCUCGUUUAGCGGGUGAGCUGGGAAAUGCCGUACAGGAUGCGUUUGUCAUCGCGGUCGAGCAGCAGGCCCGGGAGCGCCUGCAACGAUUGUCCGCGCUCAAGCGGAUUACACCGGUCGACAUGUCACAGCUUUCGAUCAAACUCAAUCAGCAAAGUCAAGCGAAAGGUGUUGCGACACAAGAUUUGAGCUUCCUGAAGGAAGCGUCCCCUAUCUACGUGACGUCCCUUUCGAGUAACAGUGUUACGGGUACCAACACCAGCACGACGGUGACGGCUGGUGUGAAGACUACUUUUACCGCUGGGGCCAACAACAGCAUCAACAACAAUACCAUCAACAACAACGGCAGCAGUACGGGCGGUGGGCAGACGCAGCAGAACGCAACAAACAACAACGGCAGCAGCGAACGUACGAACCUCGCCACCAUCACCAACACCACCGGCAGCACCGUCGUCCGGCAGCAGCCCGCGCUGCAGGUGAACGUCGGCACGGACGGGUCCGGCGGUGGAUACGCGAACGUACGGCAAUCGGUUGGGCCAACGGGGACAGCCCCGUUCAAGGGACCACCGGCCACGAUCGCACCGGACGGGCUGCCCCAACCGGUGGGCCCGAACAACAAUAACAACACCCUAGCACUUAGUGCGGCCACCGCGUCCGGGUCCGCGUACCACCUGCACCAUAGUCUUGUAAAUAACAACAACCUCACCAGCAAUAUUGGCAAGCCGCAGGGGCUUGACUCAACCGCCAACAGUUACUAUAGUAAUCUAACUAACACCUUCCUAGCGAACGGUCAUGGUUCCAAGCGAGAGCUGGCUACACUGUCCGAGGGUGAACUCGAACCACAGGACGAACCGCAGUACGAGUCGAGUGGUAACAUAUCGCGCGGUGGUACCGAAGUUCUGCUGGGAGAUCAAAACCUUCGCCAGGAAAAUCGGCCUCGCAGACGCAGUGGCUCCAGCAUCGUGGUGCUGGGCGGUGAUGACACCCUGAAACCCUCCAUACCUAUUGAUGACUAUCAGGAGGACUUGGAAAUGUACAAUAUGUUAGCGGCAAACCAGGACAAUGGACCACACCGGGAAAUGGCUGUCGAUGUACCUGAAUCGUUCAUAGCCAGAAACAAAACGCCUCCGCGCUAUCCACCGCCACGCAGUACGACGGCGGUCACGGCACCCGUAACACCAGCCCCGCCCGCGUCCGCCCAGGUAAAUCACGUUUCCAACGCAAUGCCUCAGGUUGCGAAGCACCACCACCAACAGCAACAACAACCUCAACAGCAACAUCAUCAUCAUCACCACCUCCACCACCAUCAUCAUCCUCCGCCUCCGGGGCACCAUCAUCCGGCGAACGGUGGCGGCGUGUCCCUCGAGCUGGAACCGCUCGAUACGUACAGUGAUCGGCACCUGUCCUCGCUGGACAGCAGCCAGGAGUACGUGAAGAAGGGCGGUUCCAGCAAGGGCCCGUCGUCGCUCGGUUCGGUAACGAGCGAGUACGAACCGUCCCUCAACAAUGGGUACGGUGCGCUGCUGACCACCGGCGCCGGUGGUGAUCUGCGCGACUCGCUCAGCACCAACCGCAGCACGUCACCAUCGUCGUCGGGUGAUCUCGGACCGCCCGUGUACGAUGUCGGGCCGCACCGGGAGCUGCCCGUCGACGUGCCGGACAGUUUUGUUGAGAUCGUAAAGGGGCCACCGCGUUACCCGCCGCCCAAACCACUGCUCAUUAAAGACGCUAUCAGAAAGAAAGAAUCAUGCUCAUCCAGCGAAUCCAUUGAUAAGCCCAUACCGCAAUCACAGUCGCCGGCGCGAAACGAGCUUAAUGGUUCGACGAAACCGGUGCCACCGCCCCGGGAUCAUCUGCGGAUAGAGAAGGACGGCCGGCUCACCAAUCGCGCACCAGUGCCCGCUCCACAAGUGCCAGAUCGUAAGAUUGUGCCGAUCGCAUCACAGCACCAGCAUAUCGGCCAGGUCCUGGAACCGACAUCGGAGCAGUUAGAUAGCAUUAAGAAGUUCCAGGAGCAACUACGACGGCGAAGAGAGGACGAGGAACGGAUAGCAGCCCAGAAUGACUUCCUGCGCAACAGCCUGCGUGGUUCCCAGCGGCUUCGUGCGCUGCAGGACAAUCCGAUCGAAAAACCACCGGUCGGUGUCGACAAUGAGGCGUACGCAGAUGAUGAGGUGGUGGAGAAGAUUAUCGGGUACAGUGAGCUAGUGGCGGCACUGCAGCGACUGCAGGGACACCUGAACAAGCACGGUCUGGCGACACUCGCUGGCAGAGUGACGGCGGCACAAAGUUUACUGCUCGGUCCUGGCAUUGCCCGUGCCCUAGCCGUCCGGACGGCGGUCCUGGAACGGCGGCGCCCGAAAGUACCCAACCCGAUCUGCCCGAAUGCUCAAGCGUUAGCCAAGGACUGUGUCGAAUCGCUGGCCCAGUCCGGCUCACCAACCGCAAUAGAACUGUGUGAUCUGCUGUCCACGUACGAGAUGGAGGGUCUGCUGCUGGCACACGACAGAAUCGCAUCGACCACGGAUCGUUCGCCGAUUGCCUCGUACGGUGGUAGCCCGGUCACCGUCGCCAUGCCAUCGCUCAGCAACAACAUCAACAAUAACACCUUGACCAGUGCGGUGAAACCGGCCACUGUCAUGCCAUCAAUUCCAAAUAACGCUAGUUUAGUGAACAAUAACAAUAACAAUAUCGCUAAGAGGGAACCAAUCAGUGUGCCUCUCGGUGUGCUGCGUGACGGUAGCCAGGACCACAUCAAAAUCAUCCAGAUAGAGAAGUCAUCCGAACCGCUUGGGGCCACCAUCAGGAACGAGGGCGAAGCGGUCGUGAUUGGGCGGGUGGUGCGUGGUGGUGCCGCCGAAAAGUCCGGUCUGCUGCACGAAGGUGACGAAAUUCUCGAGGUGAACGGUAUCGAAAUGCGCGGCAAAUCGGUGAACGAUGUGUGCGCAUUGCUCGGUUCGAUGACCGGUACGCUUACGUUCCUGGUGGUGCCGGCCGGUGUGCCCCAGAUACUGCCCGGGCUGGGGAUGCGGGAUCCACCGGUGCUGCACGUCCGAGCCCACUUCGAUUACGAUCCCGAGGAUGAUCUGUACAUACCGUGCCGGGAGUUGGGCAUCAGCUUCCAGAAGGGUGACGUACUGCACGUGAUUUCGCGCGACGAUCCGAACUGGUGGCAGGCGUACCGGGAGGGCGAGGAAGACCAAACACUGGCCGGAUUGAUACCGAGCCAAUCGUUCCAGCAUCAGCGCGAAUCGAUGAAGCUUGCCAUUGCCGGUGAGGUGGGGCUGAGGACGCGCAAGGACAUCAACGGCAAAGCGGGCGGCGGUUCUACGUUACUGUGUGCACGGAAGGGUCGCAAGAAGAAGAAGAAGGCGAGCAGUGAACAUGGCUACCCGCUGUACGCGACGGCAACAGCCGACGAUCCGGAUCCGGAGGAAAUACUUACGUACGAGGAGGUGGCACUGUAUUAUCCGAGAGCCUCCCAUAAGCGACCGAUAGUGCUGAUCGGACCACCGAACAUUGGACGGCAUGAACUGCGGCAACGGCUAAUGGCAGAUUCGGAGCGAUUUGCAGCUGCUAUUCCUCAUACGUCACGUGCCCAGCGGGAAGGAGAGGUCCCGGGACAGGACUAUCACUUCAUCUCGCGGCAACAGUUCGAAUCGGACAUUUUGGCUCGAAAGUUCGUCGAGCACGGUGAAUAUGAGAAGGCUUAUUACGGAACAUCCCUCGAAGCUAUCCGAGCGGUGGUCGCUAGUGGCAAGAUAUGUGUGCUAAAUCUGCACCCCCAGAGCUUGAAGUUGCUUCGAUCGUCCGAUCUGAAACCGUACACGGUGCUAGUGGCACCACCAAGUUUGGAAAAGUUGCGCCAAAAGCGGAUACGAACCGGAGAACCUUACAAGGAAGAGGAAUUAAAGGAGAUCAUAGCGACCGCACGCGACAUGGAGGCCCGCUGGGGACAUCUGUUCGACAUGAUCAUCAUCAAUAACGAUACCGAGCGGGCUUAUCAUCAGCUGCUGGCGGAGAUCAACUCACUAGAACGGGAACCACAGUGGGUUCCGAGCAGUUGGCUGCACAACUAG
Anopheles marshallii is the source of this 4371-nucleotide messenger RNA. RefSeq lists its product as uncharacterized. Gene Ontology annotation, biological process: establishment or maintenance of polarity of embryonic epithelium; morphogenesis of an epithelial sheet; generation of neurons. Bases 1 to 4371 code for a protein of 1456 amino acids. The record is from RefSeq and is a predicted model, not a curated record. Gene Ontology annotation, molecular function: protein binding. The transcript is spliced from 16 exons. Lineage: Eukaryota; Metazoa; Arthropoda; Insecta; Diptera; Culicidae. Gene Ontology annotation, cellular component: adherens junction; plasma membrane.